AUGAAUGAAGAUCAUGACUUUGUUGUUAAACUACUGGACGACUUCAAGUUCACCGCUCCCAACGGCUUGAAAUAUCACGCUUUGAUUUUGGAAUAUCUUCCUGGCGGUGAUUUGGCGCAGUUCUUCGAGGAUAUGCUCAACAAUCAAGGAAGCGAAAACGAGCUACCAUGGGCGCAGAACGAUGCUUUACGAAUCUCCGCACAACUGGUUUUAGCGCUGAACUACAUUCACGGGAAGAAUAUCAUGCACCGGGAUAUCAAGCCUGAAAACAUCCUCAUGUCCGCUGGCCAACAGGUGAAAAUUGCCGAUUUCAACGUUUCCCGAUCUGUUGCAGAAACUGUUCACACUGAUGUAGCUGGAUCAAUGGACUACUUGGCUCCAGAAGUGAUCAAUUCCCAAGGAAAUUCGGCUCCUCUCUCGUUUUGUCAAGAUGUUUGGGCGGUUGGCAUCAUUUUUCAAAUGCUAUGCACUUUCAGACAUCCGUUUACUGCUGGGAACCCGUUCCAGACGAUGACAAAUAUCGUCCACAACGCCAGGCGUCCUGCUGAAGUCAUUUUUCCGGCGAUGGAAAGUCUGAUCCGGCGUUGUCUUGUUGUUGAAAUCGGCGAAAGAGCGGAAAGUGCUGCUGCGUUGAUGACUCAUUCGGCGCUGGUCAGUUUGAUCGAACAGUUGAAGAAUCGAGUUUUGCCGGCUGAUCUGACUUUUGGGCUAACGAGAGUGGAUACGACGAUGAAAAUCAACGGGUUGCUGAAUCGGGAAAAUAUCGAGUUGAAGAAUGAACUUUCUAAGGAGAAGAAAUCGUCGAAAAAAGAAAUUGCGGAUUUGAAACGACUCAACAAUGCGCGCAACAACGAAAUUAGCAGCUAUCAGCUAAUCGACCAAAGAAAAAAUAAAUCAAAGCGAAAAAGAACGAAAAUGAGUAGACACCACGAAGCGGAGCAGGAUUCUAGCGCCCAGAAAGUGGCGCGGAUGAUCGACGAGCAUCGCAACCGAAACAGUCACGUGGCGAAGAAGCAGGUCUCUUCCCACGGGAGCAAACUCUCCGGACUCGAAAGACGAAAGAUGGAGAACCGGAACACGACCAAACGACGAAGAAAGCGAUUGUACACACUGACUCCACAAGCACCAAACUUGGCGUCAGUCCCCGAAGACGAGCGCGUCUGCCACUCCGACGAAGAAGUCUUCACCGAAGAAGUGUGCAAAUUCCAAAGCGGCCGGCGCGAUUCACUCGGCUCUACUGUCUCUUCCGUCUCGACCUCUGAUGGCGAAGAAGAGCCAGUUGACUUGCGCGGAAGAGAAGCGAAGGGAACGCGCUCGAGGCCUGAUUACAUGAAACUCAUGAUCAGCUGCGAUACCAGGAGUACUACUUUUCCUUUACUAAAUGAUUAUUUUGGCACGAAAAUCUAA
Molecule: messenger RNA, 1407 nt
Organism: Oikopleura dioica
Lineage: Eukaryota; Metazoa; Chordata; Appendicularia; Copelata; Oikopleuridae
Source: the annotation of a GenBank genome assembly